CCUUGUGUCUUCUUGUCCUUGUAAGCCACUCGGGCCCUGUACGCCCCUAGGUGGCGGACGCAUUCGUGCUGUGCCUCUCGGAACUCGAUGCAUGUUCGCCGUCCGCUGAGGGUGCUCAACUUGGCACAGUCUCUCACGCGCUACUCGGAGGGUUUAAAGCUUCAAGACUCUAUCGCCGCAGACAGGAAGCAAGGACUGGUGGGAGACACGCUCGUGCUUUUGCAGCAUUUUCCAGUUUACACUCUCGGUAAGAGAGGACGACCAGAGGACUUCAAGCGGCCGCAGAAGGAGCUUGAAGCCGCGGGCGUGGAGGUGUGCGUGGUGCCGCGAGGAGGCGAGGUCACGUACCAUGGCCCGGGGCAGCUCGUGGCUUACCCGAUUAUCGGGGUGCGGGAGGCGGGCCUCGGCGCCCGCGCCUACGUUGAGAGUCUGGAGGACAGUGUAGUGGACUGCCUGGCGGGCUACGGUGUCACGGCGCGGGGGCGCGUGCCCGGAGCAACGGGCGUGUGGGUAGAGGAGCGCAAGGUGGCGGCCAUUGGCGUGCGCAUCACCUACGGUAUCAGCUCCCACGGCCUGGCGCUCAACGUGUGCACCGACCUGGCCGCCUUUGACGCCAUCGUGCCCUGCGGCAUCCCCGACAAGGAGGUCACAUCGCUGGAGCGGGAGCUGCAGCGACAGCUGCGGGGAAGCGGCAAAGAGCAACAGCCGGGGCAGGGGCAGCGGGGGCAGAGGCAGGCGGCUGUAGCAACAGGGUCGGAAGCCUCGGCAGGGGCACUUGAAAGAGGGACGGGAACGGCAAGUGCGCUUGCGGUGGCAGCGGCUGCAGCCGGUGGCGAUGGGGGCAGAGAGAGCGGUGGGGCUGCGCUGUUUGGGGCGGUGGUGGAGGACUUCGUGCGCGCUUUUUGCGGGCGCCUGGGCUUCGAACCGCGCGCUGCUUAGCUUAGACUGAAGGCCGGGAAGACCCUGGACGGGUCGUGUGCGGAUGCGGCGGCUGUUGCAGGUAAUGACGGACCGGAAUUGGCGGGGGAAUGGAAGAUGUAUAGAGUACAGAUGGACGAGUGUGAGGAACGUUGGAUCGGAGAGCUUGACAGUGGCAGCUGGCCGCGGGUGUGUCGAGUAAUGGAGAACAAGUAGGCCAUACCCGCUACUGCUGUUUGGGGGGCUUGCUGUGACAGGUGCACCCUAGAAAGCUAGGAGCCGAGGACGCCUGGCGGAAAGGCGUGUGAGGACAUAAGGGCAGGCAGGCAGGCACCGGGGGAGGGGUGAGGCGCUGCGGCGUUCAUGUUAUCGUCAAAAGCAUCGUCAAUAGUAUGCGAUAUCAGUACGGUGCCGGCGCUGUGUGCUAUUGCGUUGGAGUGCACAGGGGGAGGAACUUUGGUACUGGCGCUGUGUGUGCCACAACGCUAGCGGCCAACCGCAUGCACCGCGGUGCUUAAAGCAGAGGGAAGAAGGGGUAGGUUAAGUGUGGAUGCGACGACGCCGCUCACGCACUGCUUGGUUCGCAGCGUUCGUCUACCGUAUCUGCAUUCUGAUUAACAGUGAUGAUGUACUGCCUGGCGUGUCAAAGCUGCGUUCGUAUGGCUGGCGGCUCCACAGGCCCACUGCCCACACCAUAAUCUUUUUGCAGCCCUGAGCCUUGCGUCUUCCUGUUGUUUCCUUGUGCGUAUCCAACCUUAAGGUACCUCUGCAGACCUGUGAUGCUCCCCCCCUGGCGCUGCCUUGCACAGAGUUGCCCACCUUCACGUCAUUCGCCUGCAACCCAUCAUGUCAAGCAAGUAAACGGGUUCAUGUCUGGCAGCAUGUGCAGGGGGCACCAGAAACUCACCCACCAUCGCGCGCUCGACAUGGGGUCCGAGGCCCUGCAUGAGGGGCCACGACCGCUGGCCGGCACUGUGUGAAGCAUACUUACCUGGCCCGCUUCUCGAGGUGGUCACCAUGGCCUCGGUUGUGUGGUCGGUCUUCACCUUGCACUUUGUGAGGGCCCUCCGCAGUCGGCCCUUCGGGUGUCCGGCAGGGCUAAAUUUUUGUUAGGCUGAGGACCCGCGCUAUGCGCGGCCUCGGCUCCCAGUAAUGAAGUGCGGUUGUCUGUUGCAGGCGUCAUUAAUGCUGGAAGCGCCUGUAAUUACGACCAACGGACCUGCACCCUGUGCACAUGGCUUGACGCCCUGGCAUGGCCAAGAACAGGAACAGUUUCCCGGUGAUCGCGGGGGCUGCCGGCGUGCACAGGGCACCGCAAUUUGUAACCGGCCCCACUG
This is a messenger RNA of Chlamydomonas reinhardtii, 2255 nucleotides long. RefSeq lists its product as uncharacterized. Gene Ontology annotation, cellular component: mitochondrion. Gene Ontology annotation, molecular function: lipoyl(octanoyl) transferase activity. Gene Ontology annotation, biological process: protein lipoylation. The transcript is spliced from 5 exons. NCBI's taxonomy places the organism in Eukaryota, Viridiplantae, Chlorophyta, Chlorophyceae, Chlamydomonadales, Chlamydomonadaceae. The record is from RefSeq and is a predicted model, not a curated record. The coding region runs from base 88 to 939 and encodes 283 amino acids.